GCAAGAGGUUGCUUCAUAUUUAAACAGAAGUCGAACGGCGCUGACACGAGCCGCAUCCAACAGUGGACCUAACAGCCUUCCUACAUCCUUCUGUUAAAUUCUUCAAAAAAACCUUCCAACCGAAAUCAAACUGAGACGUGUGCUUGGAUUAGUUCGUUCUAUCACGAUUUUCUCCAAGUAGCUUAAAGAGUCAAGAUGCUUCCUGUUUCGGGACCCAGCUACGAAGCCUACUCAUAUGGAGGUUCAAAGUUUGGAAAUCAAACGGUGGUUGACAAGGUUCCACCCGAUAUGCUCCAUCUAAUCGACGCCCACUGGUAUCAGUACCCACCUCUAAAUCCAAUGUGGCAUGGAAUCCUUGGAUUUGUGAUAGGUUUGCUUGGUUUCGUCUCAGUUUCGGGAAACGGCAUGGUCGUCUAUAUAUUUCUUUCGACAAAGAGCCUUCGUACGCCAAGCAAUUUGUUCGUAAUCAAUCUUGCCAUCAGCGAUUUCUGUAUGAUGUUGUUCAUGUCUCCACCUAUGGUGAUCAGUUGUUACUACGAGACAUGGGUACUUGGACCUCUCUUCUGUCAAAUUUACGCGAUGUUGGGCUCGUUGUUCGGAUGUGGCUCCAUAUGGACAAUGACGAUGAUUGCGUUCGAUAGAUACAAUGUGAUCGUUAAAGGUUUAUCCGGUAAGCCAUUAACCAUUAACGGAGCUCUCCUCCGUAUACUGGGCAUAUGGGGGUUCUCUCUGAUUUGGACGAUCGCGCCUAUGUUAGGCUGGAAUAGAUAUGUACCAGAGGGUAACAUGACCGCAUGUGGUACCGAUUACUUCAGCAGAGACAUAGUGUCUGUUUCUUACAUUAUAUUAUACAGCAUCUGGGUUUACUUCAUUCCGCUGUCCCUUAUUAUCGGGAGUUACUGGUACAUCAUCCAAGCGGUAGCUGCCCAUGAGAAGAAUAUGCGCGAACAAGCCAAAAAGAUGAACGUGGCAUCUCUCCGAUCAUCCGAAAAUCAAAAUACUAGCGCGGAGUGUAAAUUGGCGAAAGUUGCCCUUAUGACAAUCUCUUUAUGGUUCAUGGCUUGGACUCCAUAUCUGGUCAUCAACUGGUCUGGCAUCUUCAAUCUUGUUAAAAUCAGUCCGCUUUUCACCAUCUGGGGCUCUCUGUUCGCCAAAGCCAACGCAGUUUACAACCCAAUCGUUUAUGGAAUUAGCCAUCCGAAGUACCGAGCUGCAUUGUUCGCGAAAUUCCCAUCAUUGGCAUGCGCCGCUGAACCAGCACCAGCAACAGACGCUACAUCAACCGUUUCCGGUACAACUACUGUUGCGGACAGCGAAAAAUCCAACGCGUAAAAAAAGAAUAUGCUACGGCUACACCUUACUUUUAUUUGAUCCAUGCAUAACGCAGAAGAUCAGGAAUUAACAAUGAGUAUAGAUUAAAAUAUACCUCAUUAGGUAAGGAUAACAGCAAGUUUUAUUACAGACACGAUUUGUAAAUAUUAACAUCCGACAUAACAAAUCUUUUUUAUCGAUACCAAAAAUAUUAAUGCGGUCAAUCAAAUAUCCAAAAUUAAUGCACUUUAAAUCGAAUGUGUUCAAACAUUCAGAAAUACAGUCUAACAAGUUGCACAUCUGAUUCGGUGAAGAACAACUCCAGUAUACGAAAUUAUUGUAUACGUAAUAUUGAAUGAACAAUAUUUGAAUCGCCUGUAACUGUAUGUAUGAUUUGCAUUUCACCACAAUGCAAAUCAUUUUACAUCAAUUCAUAGGUAUGAUUUCAAUUUUGUACAUUUAUUGCGUAACAAUAUACAUGGUCACUUUGGUAUAGCAGGUACCAGCUCUAUGUUUACUAGAUUAGUAAGCACAUCACAUUACUAUGAAAUAUGGAGGGAGCAUCUGUAUCUUAAUUUUAUAAGAAUAAAUAAAUUCUGCAAGCAGCUGUA
Frieseomelitta varia is the source of this 1922-nucleotide messenger RNA. RefSeq names its product rhodopsin, long-wavelength (gene Lop1). Gene Ontology annotation, cellular component: membrane. The transcript has 6 exons. The coding region runs from base 196 to 1332 and encodes 378 amino acids. Gene Ontology annotation, molecular function: G protein-coupled receptor activity. Gene Ontology annotation, biological process: G protein-coupled receptor signaling pathway; phototransduction; visual perception. NCBI's taxonomy places the organism in Eukaryota, Metazoa, Arthropoda, Insecta, Hymenoptera, Apidae. The record is from RefSeq and is a predicted model, not a curated record.